GUACGUCUGUGAGUUCACAGAGCAGCUGAGUUUAUCGUCUGUGAGUUGAUAUGUUGACCCUGCGGUUCGGACAGCAUCUGAUCAAGUCGUCCGCCGUGUUCCUGCAGACGGAACUGACCUUUGCGCUGGUCAACCGGAAGCCCGUGGUGCCCGGACAUGUGCUGGUGUGCCCGCUGAGGCCGGUGGAGCGUUUUCGCGAUCUGCGGCCGGAGGAAGUGGCUGAUUUGUUCAGCACCACUCAGGUCGUGGCGAACCUGGUGGAGAAACACUUCAGCGCCACGUCGCUGACCAUCGCCGUGCAGGACGGUCCGGAGGCCGGGCAGACCGUGAAGCACGUCCACGUGCACGUGCUGCCCCGGAGGAAGGGCGACUUUGAUCGGAACGACAGCGUCUAUGACGAACUGCAGAAACACGACCAGGAGACUGAGGAUGAUCCCCCCAAGUGGAGGUCAGAGGAGGAGAUGGAGACAGAGGCUUCAGAGCUGAGGAGGCUCCUGCAGACUCCACAGAGCUGAGGAGGCUCCUCACUGAGCUGUGGAGGCUCCUGCAGACUCCACAGUGGAUCAUAAUUCGCUAACAUUACCUCAUAGUCAUUUCGUAUUAUUUCAAGGCCUUUAUUUAUUGAAUUCCCAAAAAUUAGAUAGAAAAAAAACACCAAAACAACUUAACUUGACUUAAGUUUUUAUUAUUCUGACUUCAUCACCUUCCAUAGUCCUAGUACUGUGCAUUUAUUUUGAUAGUUACACAGUAAAUGUAUUUAAAUUGUAUGGUUUUCAGUGCUGGCUUCAAAAAUUCAAUAAAAAAAAGAAAAGUAAUUGAUUAUUA
Molecule: messenger RNA, 825 nt
Organism: Solea solea (common sole)
Lineage: Eukaryota; Metazoa; Chordata; Actinopteri; Pleuronectiformes; Soleidae
Gene: fhit
Product: fragile histidine triad diadenosine triphosphatase
Exons: 1
Coding region: 51-515 (154 amino acids)
Biological process (GO): intrinsic apoptotic signaling pathway by p53 class mediator; negative regulation of proteasomal ubiquitin-dependent protein catabolic process; diadenosine triphosphate catabolic process
Cellular component (GO): cytoplasm; plasma membrane; nucleus
Molecular function (GO): ubiquitin protein ligase binding; bis(5'-adenosyl)-triphosphatase activity
Source: RefSeq, a predicted model, not a curated record